AAAGUUUAUGAUGAGAGAGGAUAAAAAAAAGACAGAAAAAGAAAUGAGAAACAAGAAGGGUUGGAGUCGGAGUUGAUGAGUGAAAUGGGUAAAAUGGAGUUUUAAGUGAACCUAAGAAAUUUCCAAGGGUUUUGUAAGCAAUACAGGUCUCUUAUCAUGUCUCUUCCGAGUCUCCCUCCCGAACUUAUAGAGGAAAUUCUUUCAUGGCUUCCGGUUAAACUUCUCGUGAGAUUCACAUGCGUUUGCAAACCGUGGAAAUUGCUCGUCUUUGAUCCAAGAUUCGCCAAACUCCACCUUGAAAGAUCACCCAAGCGCACACACACCUUACUUACCUUAAUCGAUGGCGUAGAAGAGUCAGAAACUUGGGUCGUAGCUCCACUGUCAGUCCGUCGUUUACUCGAAUACCCUUCCUCCACUGUCCUCAACGAAGACAAGUGUUACCGUUUUACAAACGAUAGUUAUGAUGCAAUAGGCUCUGCCAACGGCUUGGUCUGUGUCAUUGGUGUUAAAUCAAUACAAGCUGGAAACAGAGAAAUUCAUAGUUGGUUCUGGAACCCUAGUUUACGAUUAAAAUCUGAAUACUCACCAACUUUAUCAUUCAUGUGUCCUAAUCGCAGUGUGCACCAUGGAUUUGGCUAUGAUGAUUCAAGAGACACAUACAAGGUGGUGGCUGUGUUUUGGGAUCAUACAUUGCAGAAAUGGGAGGGGAGAGUUCAUUGCAUGGGCGAUAGUUACUGGAGAAAGACUCUCGCUUGCCCUGAUUUUCCAACUCUACUAGGACCUCUUGUCUGCGUUCCAUUCGUUAAUGGUAGUGUUAACUGGUUAGCGCUUAACAACUUAAACUAUCAUGAGUAUGAAUGGAAAAAUGUUACCAUCGAACAAUUAAUGAUUUUUUCGCUUGAUCUACGGACGGAAACAUGUAAGUAUAUGUUGCUACCUGACUGUAUUGGUGAAAAGCCCGAAGAUGAACCAACUCUUUCUGUUUUAAGGGGUUGCCUGUGCCUUUAUUAUAACCACAAGAAUACCCAUUUUGUUUUGUGGGAAAUGAGAGAGUUUGGAGUUCAAGAGUCUUGGACUCGGUUGGUGAAUCUUCGCUAUGCGCAGAUUCAAUGGGAUUUUGUGCCUGAUGUGAUGAUGUUGCCAGUGUGUCUGUCGGAAAAUGGAGAUGUCCUGAUGCUGGCCUGCCCACAAUCUUGGUAUGAUGUUGUUAUGUAUAAUCGAAGAGAUGGUAGAGUUGAACAUAUUGAAUUUUCUAACAGCCAAAUUUUUUAUGCCUGUGAACAUAUGAAGAGCUUGGUUUUGCCUCGGCCUCAUCCACAUUAAGCUCCUAUGCAGCAAACUGCUCGUUUUUUUUUUAUAGUUUGUGUUAGAUUCAAGUGUUGUAAUGACUACUGGGUUUCUUAAUUGUGUUUUCCUUAGCUAGUAAAACUAUUUUGUUGGGCAAAGAUAUUUUAAUUACUUGAUGAAUCAAAGUGUUUGGAUUGGAUGAA
Vicia villosa (hairy vetch) is the source of this 1490-nucleotide messenger RNA. RefSeq names its product F-box/kelch-repeat protein At3g23880-like. Gene Ontology annotation, molecular function: protein binding. Bases 157 to 1323 code for a protein of 388 amino acids. The transcript has 2 exons. The record is from RefSeq and is a predicted model, not a curated record. Lineage: Eukaryota; Viridiplantae; Streptophyta; Magnoliopsida; Fabales; Fabaceae.